This is a messenger RNA of Venturia canescens, 1203 nucleotides long. RefSeq names its product programmed cell death protein 7. The coding region runs from base 1 to 1110 and encodes 369 amino acids. The transcript is spliced from 2 exons. NCBI's taxonomy places the organism in Eukaryota, Metazoa, Arthropoda, Insecta, Hymenoptera, Ichneumonidae. The record is from RefSeq and is a predicted model, not a curated record.
AUGUGGCCUCAAUUUCCUCAAAAUCUAAAUUACCCUGAAAACAGCCAAUUCCUGAUGAAUUAUUCUCCACCACCUUGGGCAAUGGGUAAUUCCAGAGCAAAUUUUUUCACUCCAGAAAAUUCUAGUUCCCUCGGACGUAUAAAAAAUGAGCGUGAAAAAAAUCGAGCUACGAUUGAAAAUUUCGUAGAUUGUUGCCAGCCUGAAAUAAAGAUUACUCGAGAAAAAAAACCAUCGUUGAGUAUUUGCCAGGCCAAGGAAAUGCUCGCAAGGGCUUUCGGGGCUCUGCAGAAUUUGGAGAAACUGAAAAAAGAACUUUCCUUGGAUAUUGAAGAGGCGGAAUGGUCCCAAAAGUGGCAGGAGACUGAGAAGAUUCGGGACAGUUAUUGCAAAAUUAUCGGGGUAAUAGAACAGCCUGAAAGUGUUCUUGACGAGUUGAAAAAACACUUGAACCACCGGAAAAAGAAAAGACUUCGCGAGGCAAAGAAAAGAGCUCAUUGGAAAACGGAAAAAAAGUUGAAGCUCGAAAAACGAGCUCGACGACACGAUGAAGUUGAUUUCUGGAUUCGGGAGAAACGAGAAGCCAUCGAACGUGAUAAACAAGCCGAUAAUUUGCGGAAAGAUGCUGACAUUGUUCUAGCUGACGUGAGGUCUAAACGCAAUGACGCCAAAAAAUUUCUUGCUCUUCUCCAGGAGUUAAGAAAUCUCCGCAGGGUCAAAGUCAAUAUUGCCAGAGCGAGGGGAGAAAAUUUGCCAAUCGCUGCCGAUCAAGUAUUCGACAACAUUAUUGGUCAAUUGGUGGAACAAUGGAGUUGUCUAGAUGGUGAAUACUCGAUCGAGGAGAAAGGGUUGAAGCUAAUGCUGAAGGCAGAUAACGAGGAAAAGAUUGAAAAGCGUAAGAGGAGCACGUUCGACGAUUGGGAGAGAGUUUUGUUUGGAAGGAAAUUGCAAAAGUUGUGCGAUCCUCAUCGGAGCAAUGUUCAUGGUCUUUUGAGGAUAAGAAGUGCGUGGGACAAAUACGCAAAUUUCGAGAAGAUCGGUUCGCCGGUUCCAAUCGGCUGGAUUAUGCCUGUGCCACCAACCUCAGCCGCUUGGCAGAGAUGCCUUAAAUAACGAUUAUUUGUAUUAUUCAAUAAUGAAAAAAAAAUGUCACAGUAAUAAUUAAGCUAAUUUUUAUGAAUAAAAUCCACGAAACUUGUCGAUGCA